Meriones unguiculatus (Mongolian gerbil) is the source of this 3187-nucleotide messenger RNA. It is a transcript of the gene Foxn1, whose product is annotated as forkhead box N1. The transcript is spliced from 9 exons. The coding region runs from base 94 to 2040 and encodes 648 amino acids. Gene Ontology annotation, molecular function: DNA-binding transcription factor activity, RNA polymerase II-specific; transcription cis-regulatory region binding. The record is from RefSeq and is a predicted model, not a curated record. Gene Ontology annotation, biological process: regulation of transcription by RNA polymerase II. NCBI's taxonomy places the organism in Eukaryota, Metazoa, Chordata, Mammalia, Rodentia, Muridae.
CAACCGGGCUGACAGACUGACAGACGGUCGGAGCUCCUGGCCCCCCAGACCCAGGCCCCCACGCUGACCUGCUUCACUGAGCAGGACUGGGUGAUGGUGUCGCUACUCCCUCCGCAGUCUGACGUCACACUGCCAGGCUCCACCCGACUGGAGGGCGAACCCCAAGGGGACCUCAUGCAGGCUCCGGGCCUCCCGGUCUCUCCUGCCCCACAGAGCAAGCAUGCCAACUUCAGCUGCUCGUCGUUUGUGCCUGAUGGUCCUCCGGAGAGGGCACCCUCAUUGCCCCCACACAGCCCAAGCAUUGCCUCUCCAGGCCCAGAGCAGAUCCAGAGCCACUGCACAGCCGGACCUGGCCCAGGCUCCUUCCGCCUUUCUCCCUCAGACAAGUAUCCUGGCUUUGGCUUUGAGGAGGGACCAUCAGGUACCCCAGGGCGCUUCCUCAAGGGCAACCAUGUGCCUUUCCACCCCUACAAGAGGCAUUUCCACGAGGACAUCUUCCCUGAGGCCCAGACGGCCAUGGCCCUUGAUGGACACUCCUUUAAGACUCCAGGGGCACUGGAAGCUUUUGAGGAGAUUCCUGUGGAUGUGGGAGAUGCUGAGGCCUUCCUGCCUAGCUUCCCAGCAGAAGCUUGGUGCAAUGCACUCCCUUACCCCAGCCAGGAACACAGCCAAGUUCUGCAGGGGUCAGAGGUCAAGGUCAAGCCCCAAGCUGUGGACAGCGGCCCUGGGAUGUACUGCUACCAGCCUCCCUUACAGCAUAUGUACUGCUCCUCUCAGCCUGCCUUUCAUCAGUACUCCCCAGGUGGGGGCGGCUAUCCUGUGCCCUACCUGGGCUCGGCUCACUAUCCCUAUCAGAGGAUUGCACCCCAGGCCAGCGCUGACGGGCACCAGCCACUCUUCCCCAAGCCCAUCUACUCCUACAGCAUCCUCAUCUUCAUGGCCCUUAAGAACAGUAAGACCGGAAGCCUUCCAGUCAGCGAGAUCUACAAUUUCAUGACGGAGCACUUCCCUUAUUUCAAGACGGCGCCCGACGGCUGGAAGAAUUCUGUCCGCCACAACCUGUCUCUUAACAAGUGCUUUGAGAAGGUGGAGAACAAAUCAGGAAGCUCCUCUCGGAAGGGCUGUCUGUGGGCCCUCAACCCUUCCAAAAUCGACAAGAUGCAGGAAGAGCUGCAGAAGUGGAAAAGGAAGGACCCCAUCGCUGUGCGGAAAAGCAUGGCCAAACCAGAAGAACUAGACAGCCUCAUUGGAGACAAGAGGGAGAAACUGGGCUCUCCACUGCUGGGCUGUCCACCCCCUGGGCUGGCAGGACCAGGCCCCAUCCGGCCCCUGGCAUCUCCCGCUGGUCUCUCCCAGCCUCUGCACGCAAUGCACCCAGCUCCAGCUCCCAUGCCUGGCAAGAGCCCGCUGCAGGACCUGCUGGGAGGUCACGCACCCUCCUGCUACGGGCAGACCUACCCACACCUUUCUCCCAGCCUGGCCCCUUCUGGACACCAGCAGCCACUGUUCCCCCAGCCGGAUGGGCAUCUUGAGCUGCAGGCCCAGCCAGGCACCCCCCAGGACUCACCUCUUCCUGCCCACACACCACCCAGCCACAGUGCCAAGCUGCUGGCUGAGCCCUCCCCAGCCAGGACCUUGCACGAUCCUCUGCAGCCAGAUGGAGACCUUGGCACCGACCUGGAUGCCAUCAAUCCCUCUCUCACCGACUUUGACUUCCAGGGAAAUCUGUGGGAGCAGCUGAAGGAUGACAGCUUGGCCCUGGACCCCCUGGUGCUGGUGACUUCGUCCCCGACGUCAGCCUCCAUGUUGCCACCCCCACCAGCCGCCCAGUGCUUUCCCCAAGGGCCCUGUCUGGCAGAAACAGGCAAUGAGGCAGGUGAACUGGGGCCUCCAGGCAACGCGGGCUCCGGCGCGCUGGGAGACCUGCACCUCAGCACCCUCUACUCGGCCUUUGUGGAACUGGAACCCACUUCCUCCUCAGCUGCUGCCAGCCCUGCUGUGUACCUCAGCCCCGGCUCCAAGCCAAUGGCUCUGGCUUGAGCUGUGCCCAACAUCAGCUCCAGUCUCUGCCUGGACUGGAGUCCCAGCUGGCUGCCCAUAAAGGGCUCAUCUUCAAGGUCAAAGAAGGAAAACACUAACUGUCUCCUACGCCACUCAGCCAACGUCCUUGUUAGCCGGAAGCUGGGGGAUGCAGCCAGGAUGCCUCCUGGUGGACCCGCUCCUCACACAAGGCCCCAGCGAGGGCCGUGUAGGGAAGGAAGCGCCAGCGCGCCCCCUAGCGCCAACUUACUCGAACCUCAGUUUCGAGCGUGCUCGAAAGCUCAUGAGUCUGGCCCUCAGAGAAAGGCGUGGACUAUCACAGUCUGGCUUGACUUCUGGGGGCAGCUGAGAGCUAAAAGCUUUGGUUAGCAAAGCUCAGGGCCAGUGUGACAUGUCAAAGAUCCCGCCUCCCUAAACCCUAUCUAAUUCCUGUGUGCUCUGCUGGCCUGUCCCACUCCAGUCACGUUCGCUCCCAGAAGUCUGUAUUUAUUCUCCCGUCUUUACCCUCACAGCCCACAAGGGCUCCUCCCAUGUGGCCUGUGAACCCUUGGGGGGACUGCUACUUCCUAUCCAGACCUUUCCCAUCCGUCCUCAGUAUGUACUCUGGCUGGCCGCCUCCAGGGAGACACACAGAAGGGACAGCCUCUACCCUGGGACCAAACUGAGCCCAAAUCCAACACAGAGUGUUUGGAACAGCCCUUGUCCUCAGAAACUUGAACACAUCCUCCUCUCUUAGUCUCAGCCACAGGAAGGGUCCCCUCCGGGUUGCCAUAGUCUCACUCUUUCUCAAAGAGAAGUUCACAGAGUCCAGGCCCCAGCGUACUUACUAGUUGCUGUCCACUGUCUCUAGCAUCCUCCGUAACCAGAGACUGCAGCCUGCUACAGGAUGGGGGGGGGGGCCGCACACGCCUGCAUAGCAGACUUGGGACACCCGGGCAGCAGGCAGAAUGUCCGUGGAGCUGGGCUUUGACUCACAUGCCCGCCAUGGCUCACUAAGUGGGAGCCUCAGCCUUCCCUGGGCCUGAGGGUAACAUGUACCUCCGUAGGCGGUCCCCAAGCUCACCCAGGGUGAGCCAAUCAUCUCGGUCAUCUGCCAUUGUCCCCCACCCCCGUCCUAGAGCAAUAAAGUAAGUGCCUGAUGGCCACA